Molecule: messenger RNA, 567 nt
Organism: Penicillium canariense
Lineage: Eukaryota; Fungi; Ascomycota; Eurotiomycetes; Eurotiales; Aspergillaceae
Product: cytochrome b561 domain-containing protein
Exons: 1
Coding region: 1-567 (188 amino acids)
Molecular function (GO): transmembrane monodehydroascorbate reductase activity
Source: RefSeq, a predicted model, not a curated record
AUGCAGCCACCUCCCGCUCGUCUUCUCCUUGAUUGCGCUUUGUCUAACCCCCGCUCUCCUCAGCUGCUCGCUAGUUCGGCCCUACUUCUGCAAGUCCAGGCAGCCCUCAUCCUCCAACCCACCGCCACUCCCGACCAGAAACGUCUCGGGACCCGCAUCCACUACAGCAUUCAACUGCUCAGCAUCCUGUGCUUCCUCGGCGCCUUUGUUGUCAUCGAGCUGAACAAGGGAAGUCAUCCUCACUUCGUUUCGCCGCACGGUAUCCUCGGCCUGAUCACCGUCAUUGCCGUGGUUCUCCAAGCCUCAGUCGGAGUCGUCCAGUUCUUCCUACCCAUUCCUGUUCUCGGCAGUGCCAACGCCGGAAAGCGGAUCUACAAGUAUCAUCGCGGGGCCGGCUAUGUUCUGCUACUGCUGGAGGUUUCGACUGUCCUGGCGGCGACCCAGACGCCGUACAACUUCAAUGUCAUACACAUCCCAACCUGGCCGGUCGUCGUCGCGAUGAUCCUCACCGUGCUGGGUGUGGGUGCCCGGAUUAACACACAUAAAUUGGGACUGGGGGAUACUUGA